Molecule: messenger RNA, 1992 nt
Organism: Juglans regia (Persian walnut)
Lineage: Eukaryota; Viridiplantae; Streptophyta; Magnoliopsida; Fagales; Juglandaceae
Product: proline-rich protein 4-like
Exons: 2
Coding region: 112-1632 (506 amino acids)
Source: RefSeq, a predicted model, not a curated record
CGAUCAUCAAAGAAGCAUAUAGCUUCUCAGCGAGCUAAGUUGCCUUCUAAGUUAUUUUCUUCCUCUCCUUCUAUUUAUUUAUUUUAUUGGGAGCUGAAGUUGCGCUUUCAGAUGCGAAGUUUUCCUUUGUGCCGAGGAGUACUUUUGUGCUGCUCGGUGAUCUUGCUUUGUACAAUAAGGUUCUGCUAUGGUAACGACCAGACCGUCGAGGUAGUUGGUUUUGGAGAAUGUGCAGACUGUGAACAGAGUAACAUUAAGAGUAGUCAUGCCUUUUCAGGGCUUCGCGUAACAGUUGAUUGUAAGCCAGCAGCAGGACACUUCAAAACAAGAGGGAUCGGGGAGCUCGAUGAAGAAGGAAAGUUCCAAGUGUCUCUUCCUCAGGAGCUCCAAAAAGACGGAAAACUGAAGGAAGAAUGCUAUGUGCAGCUUCACAGUGCAUCUGAUGCACCAUGCUCUGCCCUCAAUGGCCUAGAAUCCUCAAAAGUAAUAUUCAAGUCCAAAGCCAAUGGAAAACACACCUUCGGGCUGGCUGGUAAACUCAAUUUCUCCCCUGCGACAUGCACUUCAGCCUUAUUGUGGACUCAGUUCAAUUACCCAUCACUACCCAAAUUGCCACCUUGGCCAAAGUUGCCAUCCUUUCCUAAGUUCCCCCAUGCAUAUUUCAAGAACUUCGGUCAUCCAUUCCCUUUCCCUCCUAAGGUCUUCCCCCCACUACCACCAAAGUUUUGCCCUCCCAUUUAUAAGAAGCCUCUCCCUCCUCCGGUUCCAAUCUUCAAGGAACCACUUCCUCCUCCAGUACCUAUAUUCAAGAAACCGCUUCCUCCACCAGUUCCCAUAUACAAGAAGCCACUUCCUCCUCCGGUACCUAUGUUUAAGAAGCCGCUUCCUCCACCGGUUCCCAUAUACAAGAAACCGCUUCCUCCACCAGUUCCCAUAUACAAGAAGCCACUUCCUCCUCUGGUACCUAUCUUCAAGAAACCACUUCCUCCACCAGUUCCCAUUUACAAGAAACCACUUCCUCCUCCGGUACCUACGUUUAAGAAGCCACUUCCUCCACCGGUUCCCAUAUACAAGAAGCCGCUUCCUCCUCCAGCUCCAAAGUACAAAAAGCAGUGUCCUCCACCAACUCCAAACUACAAGGAGCCGCUUCCACCUCCAGCUCCUAAGAAGCAAUUUCCUCCACCAAUUCCAAUAUACAAUAAGCCGCUUCCUCCAUCAAUUCCUAUAUACAAGAAGCCACUUCCUCCACCUGUUCCUAUAUUCAAGAAGCCGCUACCACCACCUGUCCCUAUUUCAAAAAAACCGCUUCCACCACCCAUUCCAAUGGUCAAGCCAAAACCACCAAUUUUCAAGCCGCCUUCAAUUCCAAAGAUCUUCCCUCCACCCCUACCAAUAUUCAAAAAGCCACUUCCACCUCCCCUUCCAAUCUACAAACCAAAACCACCAAUAUUCUUUAAACCAUUUCCUCCAAUCCCAAAGAUCCCACCAUUUUAUAAGAAGCCAUGCCCACCCAUUCCUAUAGUUCCUCUUCUUCCUAAGCUUCCUCCCAUUCCCAAGCUGCAUUCUAAGUAUUUCCCCCACCCCAAAUUUGGAAAGUUACCUCCCUUGCCACCUUUUCCUCCUCAUCCUUAGGCUACAGCAGCGUUUGUCCCAGAUGUAAGGGAAAUGAUGUCGCUUUAUGUAAUGAAGGCCAGUUUGAAAAUUUAUUGCUGCAAUAAAGCCUUCAAAGAGGAGAGAUGAUCCAAAUGAUUGGAGAGACAGAGAAAGGUGAAGGUUUAUUUAUUAAGUGUUGAAGUUAGAGGUGUUGGACUCGAAAGGGCUAGAAGUGUAUGGAUUAUUCUUGUUACAUCGUUAAUAGGGGACUUCUAUAGAGGUCCAAAUGCAUUUGACCAUUGUAAUAAUUUUAUUUUCCGUCUAGCUAGGAGUUAUUAAUCCUCCGGUUGUGAUCGCUUGUAUUUGAUAUAUUUCUAUAAUUAAAUCACGUUCAGAUUG